ACCGCUCUUGCCCCGCCCCCUCAGCCUAACCUACUCAUUUUAAAUAAAAAGUCGAGGACUUUUCCGUCUUUUAUCCCGAACUCCAUGGGGCUUCUGUCCUGGCCUUUGCUCCCCGGAAAACUUCGGGUCUCGCAAAGCCUGAGGAUUUAGGGGGACGAGAGCGUAGAGGGAAACCGGAACUAUUCCUUUGUGGAACCAUCGAGGCUGGGCUUCUGGGGGAGCCUUAGGGGACGCACCUUGGCAGGCCCGGCCAGGAGAGCAGGGAUGGCGACGGAGACGGCCGGCGGGGACCCGAUGGCCGCCAACCCUCUGGACCUGCCGCGAGAGCGAAGGCUGGUGUGCGUGGAGUACCCGGGCGGGGUGCGCGACGUGGGCAAGAUGCUGCAGACCCUGGGUGGCGAGGAAGGCAUCUCCCGAAUCUACACGGACCCCACCAAGAGGCUAGAGCUAUACUUCCGGCCCAAGGAUUUGUACUGCCACCCUGUGUGUGCCAACCGCUUCAGCACCAGCAGCCUGCUGCUGCGGAUCAGGAAGAAGACUCAGUGGCAGAGAGGGCUACCGGAGGCUGAGGCCCACCCGAAGGUCACCUACGACUUGGAGAUCCUGGGCAUUGUCUCCACCAUUUUUAAAUUCCAGGGAAUGUCUGACUUCCAGUACUUGGCCAUCCACACAGAAGCAGGAGGCAGGCACACGUCCAUGUAUGACAAAGUGUUCAUGUCCAAGCCUGAGAAGGAGAGUUUCUUCCACCAGGAGCUGCCGCUCUACAUCCCCCCGCCCAUCUUCUCCCGCCUGGAUACCCCGGUGGACUACUUCUACCGUCCAGAGACCCAGCACCGGGAAGGCUACAACAACCCCCCCAUCUCGGGUGAGAACCUGAUUGGCCUGAGCAGGGCCCGACGCCCCCACAAUGCCAUCUUUGUCAACUUUGAGGACCCCGAUGUGCCCAUGCAGCCAUUGGAGGCUGCAGUCCAGACGUGGAGGAAGGCCUGCACCAACCCCAUAGACCAGGAGGUGGAGGAGGAGCUCAGGAAGCUGUUCGAGAUCCGCCCCAUCUGGUCACGCAAUGCCGUGAAGGCAAACAUCAGUGUCCACCCCGACAAGCUGAAGGUCUUGCUUCCCUUCAUGGCCUAUUACAUGAUCACAGGCCCCUGGAGAAGCCUGUGGAUUCGAUUUGGCUAUGACCCCCGAAAACACCCAGAGGCCAAGAUUUACCAAGUCCUUGAUUUCCGAAUCCGCUGUGGAAUGAAGUACGGUUUCGGCUCCAGUGACAUGCCUGUCAAAGCCAAGCGCAGCACCUAUAACUACAGCCUCCCCAUCACCGUGAAGAAGACGCCCACCCAGCUCAUCAGCAUGCAUGACCUGAAGCAGGGCCUGGGUCCGUCGGGGGUGGCCAGCACCCGGAAACUGAUCUCCAACAAGUACAAGCUCAAGGACUCAGUCUACAUCUUCCGGGAUGGCGCCCUGCCGCCCUAUCGCCAGAUGUUCUACCAGCUGUGUGACCUGAACGUGGAAGAGCUGCAGAGGAUCAUCCACCGUAAUGACGGGAUGGAGACUCUGUGCACAGAGCGGGAUGGGUGGUGCCUCACUAAGACCAGUGAUGACCUGCGGGACACCAUGUCCCUCAUGAUCCGGCAGACCAUCCGCUCCAAGAGGCCAGCUCUCUUCUCCAGCCCAACUAAAACUGAACGUGCAAAACAACCGCUGAUGUUUGAGUCUGGGGAAGAGGAGGAAGAGGAGGAGGAGGAAGAGGAGGAAGAGGAAGACUUCAAGGCCUCAGAUGGGAGCGACAAUGAGAUGGAGACGGAGAUUCUGGACUACGUCUGACCAGGCCCUGGCCCCUCAGGCUGACAAGGCGAGACCAGUGUCCAGCUCCCACUGUGAGGGAUCAGGGAAUACACGGUCCCCACUGCCAGCCACCAUGGUGAGAGUGGCCCUUAGAGAAAGCCCAGGUUCUGGCAGAGCAGGCCCUGGGCCUAGCUGUGACCUGCUGCUCAGUUCUGCCCUCUGCAUGGCUGGGGACAUCCUGGCUCCAUGCUUCUGCACCCUGCCUGGGCUCAAGGCCUCUCAGGCUGAGCCUACCCAGAGCCAGAGGCGGAGAUGGCACAGUGUGUGGCAGGGCCAUCUUGGCUGGGUCUUGUGACUCUGGUGGCAUCUCUAUGCCACGAGGAACCUGGUCCAUGGUCACCAAUGGCCAAGGAUAAUCCCCGGUUUGGGGUCAUGCUGUAAAGGCUCGGCCCAGCCAGAAUUGUCCUACUAAAUCAGUCUUGCAGGGAGUCUUGGUGUCCUGGGACAAGGUUCGGGGAGUUUCCCCUGCUUUGGGGUUCCCGCAGCACCUCCGUUGCUCCUUUCCUUGUUUGGGGGCGAGGCCCAUGUGCCUCUCUAGCUGGAUGAGACAAGGACGCACUCGUGCCUGACUUCCCCGAAUGGACACUUGGGUCCCUGGAAGCAGUUUCUGGUGACCUGUUCCUCCUGGCAUGGAAGCAGAGACUCUCCUGUCCCUGCCACGCCCGCCUCCCUGGCACCUACCUCUGUACAGUGCCCUCCAGAGCCUGGGGGCAGCAGGGUACCGAGCCACAGAUGGGUCAUCAGCCCCAUUCUGUGUGUGACCCCCCCAGGUAGCUCAGUACAAGGACCUCAGGCCAGCCCCUUCCUGCUGGCUGGGUUCCUGGGAAACCCCUUCUUGUGGCAGGGCUGGAACACUGGUGGCCUUGGUCUCUGCACAUCUGAGGGAGGUGCCCAGGCGGGGCUCCCCUCACCCCCUGCAGCCAGGCCUCACCCACCCGGAGCCCAGGCUGCAAGGGCUUCCCAAGGUCUAGCUGGGUCGUAAAAAGCACCAUGAUUCCUCUCCCAGAAACCCCCCUUUUCAAUAAAAGCUUUUCAUUAUUAAAACUGUCAAA
Molecule: messenger RNA, 2897 nt
Organism: Cavia porcellus (domestic guinea pig)
Lineage: Eukaryota; Metazoa; Chordata; Mammalia; Rodentia; Caviidae
Gene: Gtf3c5
Product: general transcription factor IIIC subunit 5
Exons: 11
Coding region: 265-1824 (519 amino acids)
Biological process (GO): transcription initiation at RNA polymerase III promoter
Cellular component (GO): transcription factor TFIIIC complex
Molecular function (GO): RNA polymerase III type 1 promoter sequence-specific DNA binding; RNA polymerase III type 2 promoter sequence-specific DNA binding
Source: RefSeq, a predicted model, not a curated record